UUUUUAUUGUAAGUCUACAACUCACCAAGAGCAGCGCGGUGCAAUACACAAGAACCUUGCUGACGUUACUGGCUUCAGGGGGAAUCGCCGGCCAGGAUGUUUUUGGCCGGUCUUCAAAGGAAGGCGGCCGCAGGUCCCAUAAAACAGGCUCGCCCCAUGGAGAGGUGGGGAUUGGAUCUCAUCAGCGAUAUUUUUACCUCGGAAAACGACCGGGUUGCCCUACGGCCCGCCUGGUUCACAGCAAGUCGGUGGGGCGAAAUCGCUCUACUCUAAAAGCAAAAUUUUAUUCCCCACUAUCGAAACAAGGAAACCCUCAUUGCCGAUUGAGGGGCCAUCCAAAAGGCGUUCAAAAUCGACCCCCACAGAGCGGCACGAUACGUGGUUAUCGGUGGGGAAGGUGCAACAAGGGUGAGAGGCGUCACCACGGGAAUGGUGGGGGGGGGACGGCUUACAACGUUAACGGAAAGAGGUAUUGA
Trypanosoma grayi is the source of this 476-nucleotide messenger RNA. RefSeq lists its product as hypothetical. The annotation marks the transcript as partial. The record is from RefSeq and is a predicted model, not a curated record. Lineage: Eukaryota; Euglenozoa; Kinetoplastea; Trypanosomatida; Trypanosomatidae. The transcript has a single exon.